Messenger RNA from Dryobates pubescens (Downy woodpecker), 2231 nucleotides. RefSeq names its product synaptotagmin 12 (gene SYT12). The coding region runs from base 340 to 1833 and encodes 497 amino acids. Gene Ontology annotation, molecular function: calcium ion binding; SNARE binding; clathrin binding. The record is from RefSeq and is a predicted model, not a curated record. Gene Ontology annotation, biological process: calcium-ion regulated exocytosis; regulation of calcium ion-dependent exocytosis; regulation of dopamine secretion. The transcript is spliced from 7 exons. NCBI's taxonomy places the organism in Eukaryota, Metazoa, Chordata, Aves, Piciformes, Picidae.
CAUAAAGGCUAGGCAGGAAGGGAGGUGCUGGCCCAGUCCGUGUUGGAUUGGCUGGCUGGGUGUUUGGGGGGGAUCCCAACCCCCCUUGGCAUGGGAGGGAAUCCCUGGCUUGGGUGAAUCCCCUGUGCUGGGAUCCCUGGGAUGAGCAGCUCCUUAGAAUGGAUCUCGCGUAGGACUCACCUGGGAAAACCCUUCGGGGGGGGAGGGAACCUGGCUUCCCUGCAGCGGGAACUGGCGCCGUCCCAGCCCUGCCCCACGCAGGAGUCAGGGCUCUUCUGGCACGGGGCAGCCCCUCGGUGAGGCUGGGGAUAACCACGGGAGGCAAAGACGAGAUCCCGGAUGGAAAAGCGGCAGAGAGCUCCUCGGUCCUCUCCCCGGCUCCUCGCCCUGCGGCUGCGAUGCUUCAGUGCUCACUCACUCGGUCCCUGGGAGAGGAGCCGAGGCUGGGAGUGUGCAGGGCGGGCAGCUGCUUGCCAGCCCCGCUGGGAGAGCAGAAGCAGUCGGUUUUCCCUUUCCCUCUCUCCUCACCUGCUGUUUCCCCAUGCAGGCCGGGCGCCGGCAGGAGCCUUUGCCAUGGACAGCAGCCAUGGAGGCAGAGACCUGAGUGUCACUAGGAGCCCACCGCAGUGGGAGAUUGGCAUCUACGUCGCUGGUGCCUUGGUGCUGCUGGGGGUCGCUGCUGCCAACCUCUGGAAGCUGUGGCGCUCUGGCAGCUACCCAGCACCUUCCCCCUUCCCCAACUACGACUAUCGGUACCUCCAGCAGAAGUAUGGAGCAGCCUAUUCCGAUGUCAAGCACAAGCGAGGGCUGGCCCCGGGCUCGCAGAGGGCACCGGACAGGAGCUCAGGCAGCCGCAAGCACAGCCUGCAGGCAGAGGACACCUUCGAGAGCAUCGCCGAGCUGGGCAGCCUGGAGCUGAUGAGCAGAGACUUGGCCCACUACGGCCCCCUGAAGAAAUCCAUCUCGGCAGACUCCCUCAACUCCAUCUCCUCCAUCGGGAACAACUUCGGGCAGGAUUUCACGGUGGGGCAGGUGGAGGUCUCCAUGGAGUACGACUCGAGGGCAGCCACCCUGCACGUGAGGCUGCUGCAGGGCAAGGACCUGCUGGAGAAGGAGGAGGUUCGCUUCGAGUCCUGCUUCGUGCGCCUCAGCCUGCUCCCGGCCGAGCAGCUGGUUGGCAUCUCCCGGAUCCAGCGGAGCGCCUACGCCGUGGCCUUCGACGAGCGCUUCUCGGUGCCGCUGCCCCCCGCGGCGCUGGAGGAGCACAGUCUGCGCUUCUCCGCCUUCGGCAUCGACGAGGACGAGAGGAAGGUCAGCGCCGGCGUGGCCGAGCUCAAGCUCUCCGACCUGGACCUGGCCACGCGGCCCUUCAACGCCUGGCUCUACCUGCAGGACGUGAACAAGGCGGUGGACACGGUGGGGGAGAUCCUGCUCUCCCUGAGCUACCUGCCCACGGCCGAGCGCCUGACGGUGGUGGUGGUGAAAGCCAAGAACCUGGUGUGGAGCAAUGGCAAAGUCACCGCAGACCCUUUCGUCAAGGUGUACCUGCUGCAGGACGGGAGGAAGAUCAGCAAGAAGAAGACAGCAGUGAAGAGGGACGACCCCAACCCCGUGUUCAACGAGGCCAUGAUCUUCUCGGUGCCAGCCAUCGUGCUCCAGGAGCUGUCGCUGCGGGUGACGGUGGCGGAGUGCGGCGGGGACGGCCGCGCCGAGCACACCGGGCAUGUGCUGAUCGGGCCGGCGGCCGGCGGCAUGGGCAUCACGCACUGGAACCAGAUGCUGGCCACGCUGCGGAAGCCUGUCUCCAUGUGGCACCCGCUCCGCAGGAACUGAGCCUGCCGCCGGGGGGGCCCCCGGGGCCCCGCGCCCCGCCACCGCCUCUGCCCUGGGGACUGCGGACGCAGCGGCGCUGCCCGGCUGGCCGCUCGGCCGGGAGCUGCUGGCACAGCCUGGGCAGGGCUGAGUGGGGCCCACGGCGCCGGCAGGGCAGAGCUGCCGGGACCCCUCGGCUGGGGCAGGUCGCUGCUGCAGGACCGAGGAUGGAGAAGCUCCUCGGCCGCGUCCCUCCCUGCCCACGUCGCCCUGGCGUGUGCCGGGGGCUGCCAGGGGACCCGCUGAGAAAGAAGCCUCCCUCUAAAUGGACCAAACCCAGCAGCUUCCCCCCCAGACGCCGCUGCCUGGCCACCAGCUGGGCUCCCGGAGGCCCCUGGCACCUCCAGCGCGGGCCCCGA